This is a messenger RNA of Chionomys nivalis (European snow vole), 5441 nucleotides long. RefSeq names its product polo like kinase 1 (gene Plk1). Lineage: Eukaryota; Metazoa; Chordata; Mammalia; Rodentia; Cricetidae. Gene Ontology annotation, molecular function: protein serine/threonine kinase activity; ATP binding; protein binding. The transcript is spliced from 10 exons. Gene Ontology annotation, biological process: regulation of cytokinesis; protein phosphorylation; mitotic cell cycle. The record is from RefSeq and is a predicted model, not a curated record. Bases 3342 to 5156 code for a protein of 604 amino acids. Gene Ontology annotation, cellular component: nucleus; cytoplasm; centrosome.
CAAUGAUUCUAACUACACAGAGGGAAUAACCAUGUCUGGGCAGGGAAAAUCAUCAGGCAUCUGGUGCAGGCCUCUUCCUUUCCCCGGAUGUCUUCACCCUCCCUUGACCACUCCCCAUCCACACUUAACCCACUCUCUCAUUACUCUUGGUCCCAAAGGACAUUUUGUUUUGAUUUUCAAGGCAGGGUUUCCCUGUGUAUAGCUUUGGAGCCUGUCCUGGAACUCACUCUGUAGACCAGGCUGGCCUCAAAUUUCGAGAUCCACCUGCCUCUGCCUCCCCGAGUGCUGGGAUUAAAGGUGUGUGUCACCACCGCCCAGACCAAAGGACAGUUUAUAAGGGCCCUGAAGGGGGAUCUGGGCCCAGACUAGGGCCAAAGGGAAAUGUUUAGCUCGAGUAGGUGUGGUCAACAAAGAGCCAUUCCAAAGAUGCUUUUCUGUUAGGAACUGCGGAACUGCUUUCUUCUGUCCCCAGCCAGUCAUCUAGGUAGAAGUCUAGUUCUGUACCUCCAUUUCUUAAGGAACUAGGAGCGAGCUCCUGGGUUACCCAGUGCUUAUUUAGUAGAUGCUUACCUGGAUAUGAGCCAUACUCUUCCCAUCCCUACUUCUGCCCAGAGAGGUUUCACAUUGCAGAGUUCCAAGGGAUUGGGAACAACGUAGAAUAAUUGACCUGUAAGGUUCUAUUGACCCAGUCUGUUUUAAAUGGUUAUCCAGAGCCUUUGUGGUUGGUUGGGGCUGGGUAGCGGCUUCUGAAUGAAUCACUUAUACCUCAGUCAGUUCUCUUAGAACCCAGGGCUAUAGUUCCUUUCUUAGUCAUUGACAUAUCUAGGCUAUGGUAGGUUUGAAAUUAAUCAGACAACUAUUUGUCCUACUUAGCACAUCCUUAGAAUAUUAGCCAUAAUGAAGAGGUCUUGACAAUUAGAAAUGUCUUUCUUGGCAUACCACCAUGGCCUAUAAGAGCCCAGAGGGUGUUUUCCAGCCAUGUUCCGGCUAGCAUCAGCCACACGCCAGGACAAACUGGCUUCUAUAGAUGAGCUGAUAGCUAUAAGGCUGUUAAUAGCACUGGCAGUGCUGGGGCAGUUGGUAACUGGUCUCAGCAAAAUGCCCUGUCACCUUGGACAAGCUGUCAUGAGUCCAUGCUCACUGAAACACAGAAACCUAGCAACAGCAUUGUGGUUCUCGUAACUCGUGUGCCUGUCAUCCAUUAGCAUCGGAAGGUGGGACCCUGACCACAUGCUGUGUGGCAGGAGACAGCACCAGGCACCCACCUACUCAUUUAAAUACUUACUGAGCCCACCCAGAGAACCAGGCCCUGCACUGGAGAGUAACAUGCAGCCAGUCCCUGCUCCUAGGGACCGAACAGCUUAGUCAGGGGAGAAAGCCAUGAAACAAACUAGUGUUCCCCGGAAGAGGUCUGAUUUUGGCAGCCGUGGUGAAGUGUGGGUGCCGGGGUGGGAAUGUCAGCCCCCACUCUGCCACAUACUAACCCUGUUAUCUGACCCCUUGGAACCUCCAAUCUUUGAUCUGUAAAGCAAGAAGGGUAGGGUAGUUUGAGGACUUCAGUUCCUUCACACAUGGAAAGCCCUGGAUCUCAGUGAGCACACCAUACACAGCACUGUCUUUCAAAAGUGCAAGACCCUGAGUAGGAACCCUGUCAUUAAAAACACAGCUUCUGACACAUUUUAGGUUUACAGUGAGAUUAAGCAAAUUUUACCUUUAUAAUCAGACUACCACAAAAAAGAGAUGGGAGGGGGAAUAUCAUUUAAAAAGAAGUUUUAUUUAUUAUGUACACAGUAUUCUGCCUCUAGCAGACCAGAAGAGGGCAUCAGAUCUCAUUAUGAGAUGUGGUUGCUGGGAAUUGAACUCAGGACCUCAGGAAGAGCAGUCAGUGCUCUUAAACGCUGAGCCAUCUCCUCUCCAGCCUGGAAAAAUCAUUCUUAUUUUGCAUCUGUGGAAUGCCAGGCACUCAGCAGAAAACAUUUAAUCCUUUUAACUUUCAAUAAAGUAAGGAUUUUCACAACCCAUUUUACAAAGGACGAAACUAACUAUCAGAGAAGUUGAGUAAAUUUGCCCAGUGCUACACACUAGAAAAUUGAGCAGAAUCAAAGGCAGCUGUUAUCUGGGUGCAAAGUCCAUCUUGUAUGCUGCUAUUCCCAUGUCCGGGGUGGCAAAAGCAGUUGACUGGGUGUCAAGUACCUGCGUGGUGUGUUCAAAGUUUCCACAGAAGCCAAACAGGCAAGUGGCUAACAGCGGCCAGAGUUGACGGUUUUUUUGUUUUGUUUUUUAGGAAAGCCACACACCUGCACUGUAUGCCAUUCUUUUUACUUGUUGUAAAUGUUUUUUCUUUUAAUGAAGGCCAAACAGAAUUCUCCUGCUGGGCAGAUUUGGCCCUGCUGCUUUGCUAGCGCUCUUCCAACCAGCCAUCCCUCCCUCUGACUAAAAAGAUACGUGUUUUCUAUUUGGGACGCUGGGUGAGCCAACUCAGGACUAGCCAGGCAACCUUCUUGCGUUGAGGGCUUGAUAUCUGGUGCUGCUUACCUUUAACCGAGCUAGGAAUCACCUGAAAGUCUUUUUUGACCUGCCGGUCGGGCCUGGGAAGUUUCUUUCCUGGUGGGCGCGCAGAGGGAGUGGGUGGGUGGUGGGUGGUAGGGGAAGGUCUCCAGUAGUUGAGGCUGACCUAAGGCUAAUUUGUAAUUUUGAACUCCCGCCCCUCCUAAGGAGUUCCCGGAGUAGCUGGCCCCUGGGUUUUCCUGGAGAAGGCUUGAGCUCCGUUCAGCUCUGGGGAAGUGAUUGCCACAGAGGGCCAGUCUUCUACGCUCUGAAGCGCUGUCUGCUAGGUGUGCUGGGUUUGUUCAGGUCUGGGUUUAUUUAGGCUAGCCGGGGAGAGGGCAGUCGAGGGCGAAGGUGCACUGCCAAGAGACCUGGAGUUUCAGAUCUAGAAGGUCAAGUGGGGUGGAGGAAGCCCCUGGAGGAGGCGCAGAUGAACCGCUUGAGCAUUACCCGGUCGAGGAGCAGAAAACAGGACCGAAUCCUGUCUCCCUGGGGAUUUCCGCGUAUCCCGUUCGUUCCUGUUUUCCCAGGCUAUCCCAAGUGCAUUCAAUCCUAAAGUCCCUGCCUAUCAAGUUUCUCAGUUGCAAGUUGGUGGGGUUUAAAGGCGGCUGCGCCGUAGAGCACUCCCAUGGUGCCGCGCGCUGGGCGGGUUUGUAUUUUAAAUCCCCGCGGCCAAUCAGCAACGCGCAGGCCCUUGUAACGUUCCCAGCGCUGCGUUUGAAUUCGGGGAGGAGCGGAGCAGGGCAAGAUCCUCUGCACCGGCCGGGCCAGGUCCGCGGAGAAAAUCUAGUAGCAUGAAUGCAGCGGCCAAAGCUGGAAAGCUGGCUCGAGCACCAGCCGACCUCGGGAAAGCCGGAGUCCCGGGGGAUGCAGCUCCCGGUGCUCCAGUGGCCGCCCCGCUGUCGAAGGAGAUUCCGGAGAUCUUAGUGGACCCACGCAGCCGGCGCCAGUAUGUACGGGGCCGCUUUCUGGGUAAAGGAGGUUUUGCCAAAUGCUUCGAGAUCUCAGAUGCAGACACAAAGGAGGUGUUCGCAGGCAAGAUCGUGCCUAAGUCGUUGCUUCUCAAGCCCCACCAGAAGGAGAAGAUGUCUAUGGAGAUUUCAAUUCACCGCAGCCUCGCACACCAACACGUCGUAGGAUUCCACGGCUUUUUCGAAGACAGCGACUUUGUGUUUGUGGUUUUGGAGCUCUGUCGCAGGAGGUCCCUCCUGGAGCUGCACAAGAGGAGGAAAGCGCUGACGGAACCCGAGGCGCGCUACUAUCUGCGGCAGAUAGUCCUGGGCUGCCAGUACCUGCACCGCAAUCAGGUCAUUCACAGGGACCUCAAGCUAGGCAACCUUUUCCUGAACGAGGAUCUGGAGGUGAAAAUAGGGGAUUUUGGGCUGGCAACCAAAGUGGAAUAUGAAGGGGAACGAAAGAAGACCUUAUGCGGCACUCCCAACUACAUAGCUCCCGAGGUGCUGAGCAAGAAGGGACACAGUUUUGAGGUGGAUGUGUGGUCCAUUGGGUGCAUCAUGUAUACCUUGCUAGUGGGCAAGCCACCUUUUGAGACUUCAUGCCUAAAAGAGACCUACCUCCGGAUCAAGAAAAAUGAAUACAGUAUCCCCAAGCACAUCAAUCCUGUGGCCACUGCCCUCAUCCAGAAGAUGCUUCAGACAGACCCCACUGCUCGCCCCACCAUUCACGAGUUGCUUGAUGACGAGUUCUUCACUUCUGGCUAUAUCCCCGCCCGUCUCCCCAUCACCUGCCUCACCAUCCCACCGAGGUUUUCCAUAGCUCCCAGCAGCCUGGACCCCAGCAGCAGGAAGCCUCUCACCGUCCUCAAUAAAGGUGUAGAGAACCCCUUGCCUGACCGUUCCCGGGAAAAGGAAGAACCAGUGGUUCGUGAGGCAAGUGAGGCCAUCGAGUGUCACCUUAGUGACCUGCUGCAGCAGCUGGUCAGUGUCAAUGCCUCCAAGCCCUCAGAGCGAGGGCUGGUGCGGCAAGAGGAGGCCGAGGAUCCUGCGUGCAUCCCCAUCUUCUGGGUCAGCAAGUGGGUAGACUAUUCCGACAAGUAUGGACUUGGGUACCAGCUGUGUGACAACAGUGUGGGGGUGCUCUUCAAUGACUCAACCCGCCUCAUCCUCUACAACGACGGUGACAGCCUACAGUACAUAGAGCGCGACGGCACGGAGUCCUACCUCACUGUGAGCGCUCACCCUAACUCCUUGAUGAAGAAGAUCACUCUCCUCAAGUAUUUCCGGAAUUACAUGAGUGAACACCUGCUGAAGGCCGGGGCGAACAUCACGCCCCGGGAAGGAGAUGAGCUGGCUCGGUUGCCCUACCUGCGGACAUGGUUCCGCACGCGCAGCGCCAUCAUCCUGCACCUCAGCAACGGCACCGUACAGAUUAAUUUCUUCCAGGACCACACCAAGCUUAUCCUGUGCCCCCUGAUGGCAGCAGUGACCUACAUCGAUGAGAAGAGGGACUUCCGCACAUACCGCCUGAGCCUGCUGGAGGAAUAUGGCUGCUGCAAGGAGCUGGCUAGCCGGCUGCGCUAUGCCCGCACCAUGGUAGACAAGCUGCUGAGCUCACGCUCUGCCUGCAACCGCCUCAAGGCCUCCUCAUAAGCCUCUGUCCCUCGGACUGGUUCCCCUUCACUCUGCAAGUUCUGUCUGGGCCUUCACUGCUAGGCUCCUGGGGCUGCUGUUCAGUGCCCCUGGCCCUGGGGGCUGGGUGGGGAGCAGUGCCCCCGUUGAAGGGGUUGCUAUGUAAGUUAUUUUUGUACAUGUUUGGGUAUGGGUUUACAACCUCUUCCCUUGCCCUCAGCCCUCUGUAUCAAUUGUAUAGAUAUUUUUAUUGAAUUUGGGACUGUCCUUUUCUUAGCUUUAUAUACAUUAAAUAUAUAUACAUCA